UCGUGACCAUAGCUAAUCUAGAUCAUAGUCAAUCGUGACUUAAGUAUUGUACCAAUCGUUUAAUCAUGGCUUCAUCAAGGAAAAAUAAUCUGUUAACUGAUGUUCAAAGAUCCAUUUUGUCUCGGUAUUUUGACCAAGGCAUGACUGGAAAGGGUCAAGCCCACAACGAUCUCAUUGAACAGGCCAGUGCAGAAGCCAAAGUGACUAAGGAAACUGUAAAGAAUUGGAUUGGAAGCGAACGAAAGAAGAGAAAAGCAGCGGCAAGUUCGACUUCGAGUGAUCAAGAUACCGCACCGUCAGCAAAAAGCGUAAAAAGCAUCCCCUGCAUACGAGCUCCCACGUCAUACAAUAACUUUUGUAAGGAGCUGUUCAACAAAGAUCAGUGUCGAAACCUUUCUAUGGUAGAAAGAAAUUCGUUUGCUGCCAAAGAGUGGGCGAAACUCACUGCUGAAGAAAAAAUUUUAUAUAAGAGUUCGCAGAAUAUAGCGGGCGAGUUGAAUCCCGAAGAUAUUGAAAGGACCGUCAAAAAGAUAAGAGAUCAAAUAAUUAAGCUGGUAAACAUUCUUGAUGGAUAUGGCUGUUGCACUGCGGUACUACAAAAAGAUCCUGAUGGACAGUUGUUUGGUUUUGGAUCCCCUGCAGGUCAAGACUUUUUGUCAAGGAAUCCCGAGUUGAUGUUUAAAUUCAAAAGCCAUUUUGGUGGUGCAGACAACAAAGAUGUUACAUAUAAAGACAUAACAGCACUAUUCAACCAAAAAUACAGUAAGAUUGCAAUGAUUAUUGUAUGCAUGCAUUUGUGUGAUUCCAUUCCAUGCACGUUUUUGUGA
This is a messenger RNA of Pocillopora verrucosa, 827 nucleotides long. The record is from RefSeq and is a predicted model, not a curated record. NCBI's taxonomy places the organism in Eukaryota, Metazoa, Cnidaria, Anthozoa, Scleractinia, Pocilloporidae.